Humulus lupulus (European hop) is the source of this 1297-nucleotide messenger RNA. RefSeq names its product mitogen-activated protein kinase kinase kinase 20-like. The record is from RefSeq and is a predicted model, not a curated record. NCBI's taxonomy places the organism in Eukaryota, Viridiplantae, Streptophyta, Magnoliopsida, Rosales, Cannabaceae. Gene Ontology annotation, biological process: protein phosphorylation. Bases 93 to 1115 code for a protein of 340 amino acids. The transcript has a single exon. Gene Ontology annotation, molecular function: ATP binding; protein kinase activity.
GUGUGUUGUUGUGACUUGUUACCUUUCGAGCCGCAUAAAGACUCUCUCUUUUGCUUAUCUCUCAAACUCUCUCUCUUUCUCCAGUACCAUCAAUGGAGUGGGUUCGUGGAGAACAAAUUGGCCGUGGAAGCUUCGCCACAAUCAGUAAGACAAAACCCAGAAAAGGUUCGCCAUUAAUGGCUGUCAAAUCGUCUAAAGCUUUCGAAACUCUGGAGAACGAAAAGCGAGUGCUCGACAGAAUCGGAACUUGCUCACAAAUCAUUAAGUGCUAUGGGGUAGAUAAGAGUGUCGAGAACGGCGAGUGUUUUCAUAAUCUACUGUUGGAGUACGCCUCUGGUGGCAGCUUAUCCGACCUGGUCAAGAUCCACGGCGGUCGAUUGCCGGAACCCGAAAUCAGAAGGCACACUAGGUCCAUUCUCAAAGGGCUUUCUUUCAUUCACUCCAAGGGUUUUGUUCAUUGCGAUAUAAAGCUUCAGAAUAUUCUCAUGUUCGAUAAUGGAACUGCUAAGAUCGCUGAUUUUGGAUUAGCUAAAGAGAUUUCUACUUCGUCCCAAACAGAGCCGUUAACACUCAGAGGCACUCCUCUGUAUUUGGCUCCUGAGUCAGUAAAAGACAAUGAGUACGAGUGCCCUUCGGAUAUUUGGGCUCUGGGCUGCGCCGUCGUCGAGAUGGUGACCGGAAAGCCGGUCUGGAAUUACACACAGGAACCGAAUAUUUGGGCUUUGUUACUUCGAAUUGGAGGAGAGGAGGUUCCAGAGAUUCCAAGCGAGUUGUCAGAAGAAGGUAAAGAUUUUCUAUCAAAGUCUUUGAUUAAAGAUUCGAAGAAGAGAUGGACGGCUGAGAUGCUUUUGAAUCACUCCUUCGUUUGUGGAGGCGAUGAUGAGUCUGAUAACACUGUUAUAUUGGAAGAAUCAUCUCCGAGGUGCCCUUUGGAUUUCCCUACCUGGGAGCCUAAUUCACCAAAGUUUUCUCCUGAUUCGUUUAAUGGGUUCGAAUUCUCUUCUUCUUCUUCUUCAAAUUGCUUUACUUCGCCGGAAAAUCGCCUCCGGCAACUGGUAUCCGGCGAUUCAGCCAAUUGGUCAUUUUCAGAGAGUUGGGUCAGAGUUAGAAACUGAAAAUCUCUGCUGAUAUUUUUUCUUUUUUGUUAUUUUUUGUAAAUAUUAGUGACACAGACCAGAUUUUUUUAGUUCGUCUGAUCUGAAUGAGGUUGAUUUUUAUAAAUUAAAUAUUAUUGUACAUUAAAACAAAAUUUUUGAUUGAGUUAUAAUAUAUCAAAGAAUUUUAUUUUUCGGCGAAA